UUAUUUAAUAAAGUAAUAGGAUUGUAUGCUUUGUUAUUCGAACACCUUAGGAUAGACUUUUCGUGGAGCCGAUUGUAUGAAGCAGUUCGCCGUUGUUCGACUGUUUGAGCUCGAGAUUUUCAGUAAUGGAAACAUUUAAUUGUUGUUCUGUGCAUAACGGGAAUGUCAGCGCUGUUUCGGUCAUCAAUCGCUUGGGCUUAUGUUGCCAAUUCUACCAGAACACCUCUUCUGAGUUCUACUCAAAUUCUUGUACCCACCGUGAGAAAUCUGAAGCUUCUGUGGUAUCAUCAAUGUCAAUCGUAUUAUUCAACGAUGGAUGGACCUGGAGUUUCCAAAAUGUCGAUACCCAGAAGAGAUUUCUCUUGUGAUUCAAACAUUGCUCGAUCAAAUUGGAUGAUAACGGAGCUAUGCCGAAAAGGGAGGAUUGAUGAGGCACGCCAGGUGUUCGAUGGAAUGCCUGAUCCAAAUGUGAUAUCGUGGACUGCGGUGAUUACGGGUUAUUUAAAGUGCGCGGUGAUUGAUGAAGCUAGGAGUCUGUUUGAUAGAUUGGAUGCUAGGAAGAACGUGGUCACAUGGACUGCCAUGGUUGGUGGGUAUAUUAAGGCCAAUAAGAUUCUGGAGGCAGAGAAGCUUUUUAAUGAAAUGCCGAACAAGAAUGUCGUAUCUUGGAACACAAUGAUUGAUGGGUAUGCGCAAAAUGGUCGUAUUGAUUCAGCUUUACAUUUGUUCAAGAAAAUGCCCGAGAGAAAUGUGGUUUCUUGGAACACGAUUAUAACGGGGUUGGCUCAAUGUGGAAGAAUUCAGGAGGCACGAAAGCUUUUUGAUCUUAUGCCUGAAAGAAAUGUGAUUUCUUGGACUGCGAUGAUUGCGGGUUUGUCAAAAAAUGGGAGGAUUGAUGAAGCCAGGGCACUUUUUGAUAGAAUGCCAAAACGUAAUGUGGUUUCUUGGAACGCAAUGAUUACGGGCUAUGCACAGAAUUUGAGGUUGGAUGAAGCUAUUGAUUUGUUUGGGAAGAUGCCCGAGAGGGAUCUUCCUUCCUGGAAUACGAUGAUCACAGGUUUUAUCCAGAAUGGGGAUUUAAGAAGGGCGAAGAAAUUGUUUGAUGAAAUGCCUCGUAAAAAUGUCAUUUCUUGGACCACGAUGAUCACGGGCUAUGUCCAAGACGGACAAAGUGAAGAAGCAUUGAAGAACUUUUCAAGAAUGCUGGCGGCUGAUGGAAUAAAGCCUAAUCAAGGAACUUUUGUGAGUGUCUUGGGAGCUUGCAGCAACUUAGCUGGCCUCAGUGAGGGGCAGCAAAUCCACCAAAUAAUUAGCAAAACAGUCUAUCAAGAUACUGCAUUCGUGGUGUCUGCGCUCAUAAACAUGUAUUCGAAGUGUGGGGAGUUGGGAAUUGCUAGGAAAAUGUUCGAUGAUGCUCUGAUAAGCCAGAGGGAUUUGGUAUCUUGGAAUGGUAUGAUUGCUGCCUAUGCCCACCAUGGAUGUGGCAGAGAGGCAAUUAGCUUGUUCAAAGAAAUGAGGAAAUUUGGAUUCAAACCCGAUGAUGUAACUUAUGUGGGACUUCUCUCUGCUUGCAGCCAUUCUGGUUUAGUGGAUGUAGGGCUAAAAUUUUUUGAUGAGCUUGUCAGAGACAGGUCCAUAAAAAAAAGAGAAGAUCACUAUGCAUGCUUUGUUGAUCUCUGUGGUCGAGCGGGAAGGCUCAAGGAGGCUUUUGAUUUCAUUGAUAGAAUUGGGAGAGAAGCAUCUGGUGCGGUUUGGGGAGCACUUCUUGCUGGAUGUAAUGUUCAUGGAGAUGAGAAUAUAGGGAGAUUGGCUGCAAAGAAACUUUUGGAGGUAGAGCCGGAGAAUGCUGGUACUUAUUUGUUAUUGUCUAACAUGUAUGCAUCUACUGGGAAAUGGGGAGAAGCUGCAAAAGUGAGGUCGAAGAUGAAGGAUGAGGGCUUGAAAAAACAGCCCGGUUGCAGUUGGAUUGAAAUCGGGAAUAGGGUUCAUGUAUUUGUAGUUAGAGAUAAGUCUCAUUCCCAAUCUAAGCUUAUUUAUUCUUUCCUCCGUGAUCUUCAUGCGAAAAUGAAGAAGGCUGAAUGCGUACGAAAUGAUGAUUUAGUAGUUUGCUAGCACCAUCUCCUGUGGUUUAAAAAUGUAGAUUAUAUUAUCCUUCUGUUUGUUGUUAUAAUAAAGACAACAUAUGUGUC
Malania oleifera is the source of this 2189-nucleotide messenger RNA. Its product is annotated as pentatricopeptide repeat-containing protein At2g35030, mitochondrial. The transcript has a single exon. Gene Ontology annotation, biological process: RNA modification. The coding region runs from base 163 to 2112 and encodes 649 amino acids. Gene Ontology annotation, molecular function: protein binding; RNA binding. The record is from RefSeq and is a predicted model, not a curated record. NCBI's taxonomy places the organism in Eukaryota, Viridiplantae, Streptophyta, Magnoliopsida, Santalales, Ximeniaceae.